Molecule: messenger RNA, 1312 nt
Organism: Aaosphaeria arxii CBS 175.79
Lineage: Eukaryota; Fungi; Ascomycota; Dothideomycetes; Pleosporales
Exons: 1
Coding region: 98-1051 (317 amino acids)
Source: RefSeq, a predicted model, not a curated record
GAAAGCCUGCCUGGACAGCUCUCCGCGCGCACUGGAACAACGUCAUUCCACGAAUAGAUACGGGCGAAAAGAGACAGAGAGGAGAGGUCCAUAAGAGAUGGCUACUGGCUUGACCACCACGGAUUUGAGGACCGAUCCAUCCAAAUCAUCCACCAGGACAACGACGACAGCUACCAGCACGAUAGAUAAAAUGGAUAGAGGGGAAAAGAAAGGGUUUAGAAGAUCUUUGAGAAAAUGGAGGGACCGAAUGAAGAGUCAGAAGAAAAUUGCGACAACAUCAACAUCACCAUCACUUGCCAGACACAAUGAACAGACCUCAUCGCAACAACAGCAACGGGAGGCCCCAAUCACCACCUCCCAAACCGUCAAUCCUUUCCCACCAACCACUCAGACGAUCAUCUCCUCACCUCUGGACCGACGGAGCAGCCAAGCAUCAUCACCAGCUAUCCUCCCCUCCAAACCUUUCGCAACAAGGCGCAACACGGCACCAGCCGAUUACUUUUCCUCCCAGCCCACAUCGGCCACAUCCAAGACGGCGGUCGCCCCCAUCAACUCCAUCACGACUACCAUUAGCGCCAACACGCCUGCUAAGAAAGGACUCCGAUCUCGACUGUCUGCAUCCUUCUCCUCCUCGUCCGCCACCGCCGCCGCAUCAGUAGCCCGGACCUCAAGCCCAGUCCCUCCUCCGACCUCGACGUCGACCUCUUCAAGACGUAGCAGCAUCCGGCCUCAGCCCAUCUCGCCUACGCCGUCCGCGCCCAACCCGGUAGACCAUCCCAACCGGCGGGCGACAUUCCAGUUCACGACGGCGGCCGAGAUAGCGGCGCAGACGAAGCUGGACAGCGAGAAGCUGAAGGCCGCCGCGGAGGUCAUCCGGAGGGACAAGCCCAAGGACUGGAUGGAUCCGGCCUGGAGGGACAAGGAGGACCGGGAAGUGGCGAGACUGAAGAAGGUCAUGGAGGAGGAGGGCAACGAUGUCGGGGUUGCGCCGCUGAGGGCGAGCAAGAGUGGGGAAGACGGGCCGCUGAAGAGGUGGGAAUGGGGCAGGUGACGUUUCUGCUGAGGAAUGUGUCUUUCUUAUCCUUUUCCAUUCUUUCUACUUUUUUUUUGUGUGUCCUGCGUUUCAGCGAUCUUAUCAUUUUAUAUUGCGUGCAGCGCGUGUGGAAACAUUGGAACGGAUGUUUCUAGGUGAGCAUCUGUCAGUCAGUGAGCCAGUCGGUCGGAAGACUAGUCAUUCCUUUCAUGUAUAUCUUUUUCUCUUCUCUAUUUUUGUUUUUCUCCCCAUCUACCUCUAGGGAAUAAGGCUGGGAGG